CACCAAUGUCACUGUUCAGUUCCAACCGUGUAUCGCUAUUCAGCGAUAAUGUCAACAUUCAUCAGACACUAGUAAGCGUUGUUUUUUGACCUUGACCUUCUGAGUGUCUACUAACGCCUAGACUGCUCCUUCCGACGCAUGGUACGCCUCUGUGUGGGACAAUCUAAAGCCGUGGUCUGAGUUCUUUGACUACAGACGCGUACAUUUUCCACAGUUCCUGACGGUGGCGCUCCGAGCCAAAAAAACAACGAUUCUAACCAAUCUCGAGUACUUUAAGUUCAACUACGUGAUUGUAUUUUCGCUCAUUGGGUUCAUGGAGCUCUUUACGAACAUUCCGUUGCUUCUCGAUUUGACGUUUGCCGGCACUGCAGUGCACUAUAUCCGAAAGAUCCGCUCCAAGAGUGUCAAGCUCCACGUGGCGGGGAAACAGGUGCGCCUCACGAUCAGCCAGUUGUACAUAGUGGUCGCUGUAGUCUUCUUCCCGAUUCUCUUCUGGAGCUCGCCCGUCAUGACGUUGGUGUGGUUGAUGUUGACUGCCGGCAGUUCUGUCUUUCUACACGCGUUACUUCUUGACAAGCCGCUUGAGAUUUCCAUCAACGACUUGGUCUGAUAUGGUGGGAAAUAGCGCCGUUAGUUCAUUCAAAAAAAACGUUCCAAUUUUUGAUUCUCGCACAAACCGUGACGUCUUUGUCUAGAGCAUGGGCACGUUCUUAGAUACGUUAAUACACUUUAGCAAUUGCGAGUGCAGUCGGUUUGUCGAUCUAUCUGUAGGCAUUUGCGGAUUACUGUAGGAAUGAGCUUUCAAGAGGACAGAGGGAUACCUGUGAGCAUAACUGGACGAGUUUGAGCCGGUAGGAUUUCAAAUUAAAAGUCUACUCGGAAAUAGUUUCGGGGGGAGGUUCGAAUAUGCUCGCCGGAGAGGUUUAUUCUGAGAAGGUGCCAAGAAUCCGCACCACAAUU
Messenger RNA from Babjeviella inositovora NRRL Y-12698, 960 nucleotides. RefSeq lists its product as uncharacterized. The transcript has a single exon. The coding region runs from base 314 to 610 and encodes 98 amino acids. The record is from RefSeq and is a predicted model, not a curated record. Lineage: Eukaryota; Fungi; Ascomycota; Pichiomycetes; Serinales.